This is a messenger RNA of Panthera uncia (snow leopard), 3101 nucleotides long. RefSeq names its product adhesion G protein-coupled receptor E2-like. Lineage: Eukaryota; Metazoa; Chordata; Mammalia; Carnivora; Felidae. Gene Ontology annotation, molecular function: calcium ion binding; G protein-coupled receptor activity. The record is from RefSeq and is a predicted model, not a curated record. Gene Ontology annotation, cellular component: membrane. Gene Ontology annotation, biological process: adenylate cyclase-activating G protein-coupled receptor signaling pathway; cell surface receptor signaling pathway.
CUGCUGCUGCUGCUGCUGCUGUUAAUAUUCAGAGCUGCUUCCCAGAACACUAGAGACAUCGACGUGUGUGAGCGACCCUGGAGGACGCCCUGUGUACCAUACGUUGACUGCCAGGGCGUGGAUGGGAGAUACUGCGUGUGCGGCCCAGGGCAGGAGCUGAUUCCCGAGAUGACAUUCAGGAAUGAGAGUGAAAACAUGUGUCAAGGGCUCUUGGUGCUGCUGCUAUUGACACUGGGGCCUGUACAGAAACUGAAUGCUUCUGCCCCCACAGACUGUGCUCAGUGGUGCCCUCCAAAGUCCUCAUGUGUCAACGCCACGGCCUGUCGCUGCUCUCCAGGGUUCACUUCUUUAUCCGGGGACAUCUUCACCAACCGCUUGGAGAAUUGUGAUGACAUCAACGAGUGUGGACCACCCCCCAGAGUGUCCUGUGGAAAAUUCGCACACUGCCUUAACACAGAGGGGAGCUACCACUGCACGUGCGGCCCAGGAUACGAGCUUGCUUCCGGGGCAAAAACAUUCAGGAAUGAAAGUGAGAACACAUGUCAAGUAAUUUCAGUUCACAUUCCUGAGAGCAAACCAGAUGACCAGAAGCCAGAAGAAUGCUGUGUGGAGUCUAAGCAGAAUUACACAGAUCCACCCCCAUACACACAUAGAGAAUUACAUGAUCAGAAGGGGCUCCCGUCGAGACAAGAUAGCAACAGACGGCAUCACUGGGGACCAGCAGGCAACUUUUUCCCCAGCUGGACCCCACCCCGUGGAAUCAAGAGCCGGAGACUCUCCCGCUUCUUUGAAAAAGUCGAAGAUCUGGCCAGAAAGUUCAUACCGGCCUUUGCCCAGGACAGCAUCCAGGGCCUCAUAGAGGGGGUGGAUGAGUUGUUGCAGACCCCGGAAGACUUGGAGGCGCUGCCCCGCUCAGAGCAGCACCGUGUGGCCACGAACCUGCUCGCUGGCCUGGAGGACGUCCUGAGAAACAUAAGCCAGGCCCUGCCCAAUGGGACAUUGACCUUCAAUGCAUCUGCAGGCACAGACCUGUCCCUGAAGGUGCAAGAACAAGGAGACAGAAAUGUCACCUUGAGUCUGAACCAGGCAAAGAUGCUGCUGAGCUUGGAUGAGGUGCAUGGAUCUAGUGACUCAGGUCCUUCUGUGGUGGGCCUCGUCUCCACUCCAGGGUUGGGCAAGUUACUGGCCAAGGCGCCCCUGGUCCUGGACCCUAAGCAGCAGGCACUUCUGCGUGAACGCAAGGAAUGGCUGGGAGAGGUCUCCCCUGUCCUGCUCUCAGAUGUCGUCUCUGCCUUUGUGAGCAACAAGGACACCCAGAACCUCAGCUCCCCCGUCACCUUCAUCUUCUCCCACCGCUCGGUGACGCCCGGGCCAACGCAGAAGGUGUUCUGUGUCUUCUGGGAGCACAGUCAGGAUGGAGGCGGUCAUUGGUCCACCACGGGCUGCAGGAUGGCGGCCACCAGAGACGCCAGCACCACCUGCCAGUGCUCCCACCUCAGCAGCUUUGCCGUCCUCAUGGCCCACAGCCACGUGCAGGAGGAGGAUCCCGUGCUGGCUGUGAUCACCUACGUGGGGCUGGGCCUCUCUCUGCUGUGCCUCCUCCUGGCAGCCCUCACCUUCCUCCUGUGCAAAGCCAUCCAGAACACCAGCACCUCGCUCCACCUGCAGCUCUCGAUCUGCCUCUUCCUGGCCCACCUGCUCUUCCUCACGGCCAUCGACCAGACCAAGAUCAAGCUGCUGUGCGCCAUCAUCGCGGGGGCCUUACACUAUCUCUACCUGGCCUCCUUCACCUGGAUGCUGUUGGAGGGUCUACACCUCUUCCUCACGGCACGCAACCUGACGGUGGUCAACUACUCCAGUGUGAGCAGGUUCAUGAAGAGACUCAUGCUCCCUGUGGGCUAUGGAGUCCCGGCUCUAAUCGUGGCCAUUUCUGCUGCAUCCAGACCUUCCCUUUAUGGAACACCCACCAGAUGCUGGCUCCACACAGACAAAGGAUUUGUAUGGACCUUCCUGGGCCCCAUCUGCACCAUCUUCUCCAUUAAUCUGGCCUUCUUUCUGAUGACCUUCUGGAUUGUGAAAAACAAGCUCUCCUCCCUCAACAGAGAUGUGUCCACCCUCCAGAACACCAGGAUGCUGACAUUCAAAGCGACGGCUCAGCUCCUCAUCCUGGGCUGCACUUGGUGUCUGGGCGUCCUGCAGGUGGGGCCAGCUGCCCGCGUCAUGGCUUACCUCUUCACCAUCAUCAACAGCCUGCAGGGAGCGUUCAUCUUCCUGGUGUACUGCCUCCUCAGCCAGCAGGUCCGGGAGCAGUACGGGAAAUGGUUCAGAGGGGUCAGGAAAGCCAAAGCCGAGCCUGAGAAUUACACGCUCUCAAGCGGGACCGUGUCUGAUGCCUCCAAGCACAGUGCGGUAAGAUAUGCAGUGUUCCCAGAGCACUUCCCUAGCCGAUCCACUUGGGCGUCUCCUGCCUGCCUCACUGGACAACCUGGGCAGAUAGCAGGGGAUGCCCUAGGAAGGCUCAUGCCUGGACUCCCUUGAAGGCACUUCCCUGUCUUGAAACGAGCUCUUCACUAUACUUUCACUCGCUGAGCUUCUGUGCCCUCUUGCACAUGACUGUCCUCUUUGCAUGAUAUGGUGCAACCACUUUUUAACUAUACUUAAAAUCAACAAGAUAGAAAACACUCAGAAGCAGAGAAAGAUGCUGUGGUCAGCUAAGUAAUUGGGAAGUAAUAAUCUGGAGCAGAGAUGCCCCAGCUGUACAGGGUCACUGCAUAUCCUGUAUCCCAAAUCAUUCCAUGCUGUCCCUGUAUAUAACGAACAAUAAACACCUGGUGUGUAUAUAGUCAUAAAAGUGAAAUAAGGAUUAAGUUGCAUUGAAACCUCCCAUAAAAGUCUGCAAUCAUUCCUAGUAUUUCCAAAGAUACAGACACUGUAAAACCUCAUUAGAGAAUCACAGAGGGCAAGGGGAGAGAUUCUGGCAAUGUGAAUUGUCCCAAUCAUUUGUACGUUCGGGUCCACAAAACUUUUUCUCUUCUUAGACUUCUUUUGACAAUAUUUUAUAGUUUUCUAUACACAAACCUUGCACUUUCUAACACAGAAUC